AUGCGGCUGCGGGCCACGCCGUCGUCGUCCUCCUCCUCCGCCGGGUCGGCCAAGUCGCCGGCUCUGUGCAAUGCGGUCGCGGCGGGCGGGAGGGGCGGCGGUGCUCGCAGCGUGAGCGGGAGGGGGAGCCACUCGGGCGAGCUGGCGGCGGAGAGCGGCAGCGGCAGCGCCAGCAGCAACCCGCCGCGGCCGCCCGGGCACCGACGCUCCGGAUCUGGGCCGCUGAUUUUCUCCGGCGGGAGCGGCAGCUCGGGGGGCGGUGGAGGAGGGGGCGGCGGGAGCACCGCGAGCUCGCCGCUCACCAAUGCGCUCCCCACCGGCAACAUCUGCUCGUCCGGCCGCGUCGCGCCGGCGCCGGCCGCGCCCCGGCCGCGCGCGCGCCCGGACGUGCUCGGAUCCGGCACCGGCCACUACGGCCACGGCAGCAUCAUGCGGGGCGGCAUGGCUCCCGCGAGGAGCGGCCGCAUUGACGCGGCGACGCUCGCCGGCAGAUCUUCGAGGUCCCCAGCGAGCUUCCCGGCGCCGCCGGACAGCCUGCAGGAGGUUACCCGGGCCGGGAACGAGCUGUACAAGCAGGGCCGGUACGGCGAGGCGCUGCGGCACUACGACCGCGCCCUGGCGCUCUGCCCGGACAGCGCUGCGUGCCGCGGCAACCGCGCCUCCGCGCUCACCGGGCUCGGCCGCCUCGCCGAGGCCCUCCGCGACUGCGAGGAGGCCGUCCGGCUCGACCCGGCCAGCGGCCGCGCCCACGGCCGCCUCGCCGCGCUCUGCCUCCGGUUUGGGAUGGUUGAGAAGGCAAGGAGGCAGCUUACGCUGGCCGGGAACGCGAACCAGUCUGACCCUGCUGAGUGGCAGAAACUUCAUGAGGUGGAGAGCCAUCUGGGGAAAUGCAUGGACGCGAGGAGGAUCGGAGACUGGAAGAGCGCGCUGAGGGAAGCAGACGCCGCCAUUGCCAACGGAGCAGACUCCUCUCAGCUGCUCCUUGCCAUGAGGUCCGAAGCGCUUCUCCGGCUUAACAAACUAGAGGAGGCCGAUUCGACUAUUACAAGUUUGCUGAAAUUGGACAGUGCAUCCCUAUCUUCAAUGUCCGCCAAACUGUCAGGCAUAGUAGCUGAUUCAUAUGUACAUGUUGUGCAAUCCCAGGUCAACAUGGCAUUUGGGAGGUUUGAUGCAGCUAUUGCCAUAGCUGAGAAGGCCAGAGCUAUUGAUCCUGCAAAUGCAGAGGUUGGAUUGAUCCUGAAUAACAUGAGGCUAGUUGCGCGGGCUCGAGCUCAGGGUAAUGAUCUUUUUAAGGCGGGCAAGUUUGCCGAGGCAUCUAUCGCCUAUGGUGAAGGGCUCAAGCAUGAGUCCUCAAAUCCAGUGUUGUACUGCAAUAGAGCAGCUUGCUGGUCCAAGUUAGGUCGGUGGGCGAAAGCCGUUGAGGAUUGCAAUGAGGCGCUGAGGAUCCAACCUAGCUACACAAAAGCUCUCUUAAGGCGGGCAGCGUCUUACGCAAAGCUUGAGCAUUGGGUUGAUUGUGUGCGAGACUAUGAGGUGCUUCGCAAGGAGCUUCCUGGCGACACGGAGGUUGCAGAGUCAUUGUUCCAUGCCCAAGUCGCGCUGAAGACAACCCGUGGUGAGGAGGUAUCAAAUAUGAAGUUUGGUGGAGAGGUUGAGAUAGUUACCAGCAUAGAGCAAGUCCGGGCUGCUAUACAUUCGCCCGGGGUGACUGUUCUUUACUUCAUGGCAACAAUGAAUCAGCAGUGCGCACAGAUUACCCCAUCAGUGGAUGCCCUUUGUUCCGAGUGCCCUUCGGUGAAUUUUCUGAAGGUAAAUGUUGAUGAGAGCCCAAUGAUUGCAAAGGCAGAGAAUGUGCGCGUAGUCCCGACAUUCAAGAUAUACAAGGACGGCGCACGGGUGAAGGAGAUGAUCUGCCCAAGCUUACACGUUUUACGCUAUUCAGUGAGGCACUAUGCUGUCUCCAAUUCUUGA
Molecule: messenger RNA, 1971 nt
Organism: Triticum turgidum subsp. durum (durum wheat)
Lineage: Eukaryota; Viridiplantae; Streptophyta; Magnoliopsida; Poales; Poaceae
Source: the annotation of a GenBank genome assembly